This is a messenger RNA of Cloeon dipterum, 1636 nucleotides long. It is a transcript of the gene fng, whose product is annotated as Fringe glycosyltransferase. Gene Ontology annotation, molecular function: O-fucosylpeptide 3-beta-N-acetylglucosaminyltransferase activity. The transcript is spliced from 9 exons. The record is from RefSeq and is a predicted model, not a curated record. Lineage: Eukaryota; Metazoa; Arthropoda; Insecta; Ephemeroptera; Baetidae. Gene Ontology annotation, cellular component: membrane. Gene Ontology annotation, biological process: regulation of Notch signaling pathway. Bases 130 to 1236 code for a protein of 368 amino acids.
GUGACGUCACCGCCAAACAAAAACAUCAACAUGGAGCCAAGCAAUGAGCCUGACAGGCGGUAAGUUUGUACUCGUCUGCGGAGAAGGCAGGUCGUCCGGCCAGCCCCUGUCCUGAGCAGCCACAGAGUUAUGUCUCCAGCAAUGAGGGUGCACUUUCGAGUCGUGAUGAAAGCCGUGCUGCUCUGCUGCGCGGCAGCCCUGUCCAUGCUGUGCUUCUAUCGCAGCCUCCAGCUGCCCCAUGGAAUUCCUUCCAAGGGCCCUUCGCCGUCUGCCUGGCAGGAACGGGCGCCGCGCUCGCUAUCCUACGGCAGCCGCGACUACGAGUCCGCGUCCACGGGCCCGCUCGCGCCGCAGUACGACACCAACGAACUGCAGCAGCCACUGGACACUGUCGAAGUCACCCCAGCGCAGCAAGAAGUGCUCACCAGCCUUGGGGACCUCUUCAUCAGCGUUAAGACAACGCUAAGCUACCACAGGAGUAGGCUGGAUGUCAUCCUGAAGACUUGGUUCACACUUGCCCAAGAGGAGACUUGGUUCUUCUCGGAUUCCCAAGACCCCGAGUACCAGGAGCGAACAAAUGGCCACCUCAUCAACACCAACUGCAGCACUUCUCACAACAGGAAAGCCCUCUGCUGCAAGAUGUCUGUGGAAUUCGACACAUUCCUGCGGAGUGACAAAAAGUGGUUUUGCCACUUCGACGACGACAACUACGUCAACAUUCCAAAGCUGCUGUCCACUUUGGGCAAAUACAGUCCGCAGGAGGACUGGUAUUUGGGCAGGCCAAGCAUCCGCACGCCGCUUGAGAUCCUGGACAGGGAGAAGAAGAAGCUGGUCGAUGGCAGGAAGGAGAACAUAAAAUUUUGGUUCGCGACAGGAGGUGCUGGUUUCUGCAUCAGUCGAGCUCUGGCCCUGAAAAUGUCUCCAGUAGCCAGUGGCGGCAAAUUCAUCAGCGUCUGUGAGAGAAUCCGGCUGCCUGACGACGUGACUAUUGGAUACAUUAUAGAACACUUGCUGAAGAAGAAGCUGACAUACACUCCAGAAUUCCACUCACAUUUGGAGCCGAUGAAAUUUCUGCGGCAGGAAAGCUUCCCUGAGCAGAUCACCUUCAGCUACUCAGGCCAAGGCAGAGACCUGAAUGUCCUAAAAGCAGAGGGGCUGGACGAAAGGAUCGACCCGACAAGGUUCAUGUCCUUGCACUGCUACUUGUUCCCGCAUUACAGCUUCUGUCCGCGGUAGUCUCAAGCAGGAAACAAUUAUUCACUCACUGGCAGCUAGUCCCUCAUCAAUCAUCUGUUCAUCCUCAUUGCAACGAGUAUGUCGCAUUGUUUGCAACUGCAAUUAAACUCUCGUGUGUGGAGAAUCGACGCAGCGCUCACAUUGAGCGUCGUAUUUUAAAAGAUUGCAUCUGUGAAACUCUGAUGUAAAAUUUGAUUCGCAACAUGUGAUCCACCUUUAGGCACUGAAUAAUAUUUUGCGUCUCAUUAAGUUCAACUCUUGGCCAAAUUUUGAUGCAUUUUCGAUUUAGUAAGCAAAAUUUUCUACUAUUUGUAAUAUAUGGUUAUUAGUUAUGGAAGGUUAUAGCAGAGAUUAUUAACCUGUUGUUGUACAAUAAAUAUUUUGUAUAUACCAUUGCAAA